Messenger RNA from Schistocerca piceifrons (Central American locust), 618 nucleotides. Its product is annotated as basic proline-rich protein-like. The transcript has 3 exons. The coding region runs from base 1 to 618 and encodes 205 amino acids. NCBI's taxonomy places the organism in Eukaryota, Metazoa, Arthropoda, Insecta, Orthoptera, Acrididae. The record is from RefSeq and is a predicted model, not a curated record.
AUGAAAGCAUCAGAGGACAGUACGCCACAGCCUCCACAGUACAGCGCAGUACCGCCUGCCACCAGCACGGCACCAUAUCCAGUGAAGCCCGGGGCACCAACUGGAACAGUGGCUACAGGAUAUCCCCCACCACCCGGAUACCCGCACAGCGGGGUGCCAGUUAGCAAUGUUAUUGGAGAGUAUCCAGUACACGCUGCCGGCACGGUGAUUACGCCGCCACUGACCGUGGGCCCCGAAUCGUGCACCACCGUCUGUCCCGCCUGUCACAAAACCGUCCAGACAGACGUCAAGGUCGUGUCAACCACCAGGACGCACACGUUCGCCCUGUUGCUAGCCAUGUUUGGAAUGAAAGGAUCACAGGACAGUAGGCCACAACCCCCACCGUACAGCGCAGUACCGCCUGGCAACACCACGGCACCGUAUCCAGUGCAGCCUGGGGCACCAAGUGGAUAUCCUGCUCCACCUGGACAUCCUGGAUAUCCUGCUCCACCUGCACAUCCUGGAUAUCCUGCUCCACCUGGACAUCCACACAGCGGUGUACCAGUUAGCAAUGUUAUUGGAGGGUAUCCAGCACAUGCUGGUGUGUAUAAGUACCUGUAUGUCAGUUUAAAUAUCUGA